AAUUCACACUUUAUUAGUUCAUGUCAUUCUUUUUCCUUUAAGAUAAGAUAAGAAAAGGAGAGAUAAAUAAGUGAAUAAAGAGGGGUAUCUUUACCUCAUACUUUUUAGCUCCAUCUCUCUCUCUCUCUCUCUCUCUCUCAGUUGCGGAGAUGAUUUCAGUCUGACAAGUGACUUUACCCCAAUUGAAGAGUACUUAUACAUAAACAUCAUAGAUUUCAUACAUAUCGAGACAUGUCGAUGAUGAUCGCGGAACACGAGAACACUCAGAAUUCCAUCAUUCAAGGUGCCAAAGAUAUUGGAGUAGCUAAUAAAAUCAAUUUUAUCUUUCUUUGUCGCCCUCUCCCGCUCUCUUGUGGUAUAUAUAUAUAAAUACAUAGUAUGUUUCUCUCUCUCCCUCUCUGCUCUAUGCUUACUCAACAUGGUCAUGUUGGUUGAAGAUUCAAGAAGCGGAUGCAAGGAAAUCAAUGGAAUCUUGUGGCACAUCAUCAAAUACGUACUCUGUUUUUUUGUGACUUGUACGCACUAGGAAUUUUCUGAGGAGAAAGAGAACAAUUACAGUCCACUGUUCAGUUCCUCUUGCACACAAAUAAUUUUCUGAGGAGAAUGUUUCUUACUUAGUCUUGGGGCAGAUGCCAAAUCUUAGUAACAUUCAGGGUAACAAAAGUAUGAUUCUGAUUGGAUGAGUGAUUGUCCUUUACUCCUUUCUACUCCUCCAUCAACAUAAGCACACUGCUGAGUGCUAACCAUGUAUAUCCUACGGAUCGGUUCAUAUUGUUCUUCAAUUUAUAUGAUGUAUAAUUCAGGUUAGAGGGAGAGAGUUUUCGAUCAGAUGAGAAGGCUAACGCAAGAAAAUUUUAAUAUUCAUGAUUUAGGUGUCUGGAGUAGCUUAUGCGUACAUUAAAAGAAGAAGAAGAUCGCAAUAUAUAUAUUUAUAUAUAUAUAACUAAUUCAAAGGCCAAUGGCGACUUAUUUCCAUGGCAAUACACAAAUACAAAGCGACGGUUUGCAAACCCUGAUCCUCAUGAAUCCAAGCUACGUUGGCUACUCCGAUAGUCAACCGCAACCACCGGGGAAUUUCGUUUUCCUCAACUCCAGUGCUGCCGCCGAUGGAAACGCCCAAUUUCAACCAAAUUUCACUCACGCGCCGCCGCACAACCACACCCAACAAUUUGUCGGAAUCCCACUUCACGCCGCCACUUCUGCUGCUGCCGGCUCGGAUCCCAACCAUGAUAUCUCAGCCGCCAUCCAUGGCUUCAUCCCUCAAAGACUUCAUCACUACAACAUGUACAACAGCACAAUCGACCAACCCACAGCAGCGCGUGAACUUAAACGCGCUCAGCAGCAAGGUCUUUCCCUCAGCCUUUCUUCGCAGCAGCAAACUGGUCACAGAGCUUCCGGGCAGACAAUAUGUCCGACUAGUGGCGGCGGUGUUGACGUGAGAGUUGUUUCCGCCGGCUCACCGUCCUCGGGGAUUUCGAACGGGGUAAACGGAGUGCAGAGUGUUUUGUUGAGUUCCAAGUAUUUGAAGGCAGCACAGGAGCUUCUUGAUGAGUUGGUUAAUGUUGGAAAGGGUAAUGGAAAUGAUGAAGGUGGUAAUGGGACAAACAGUGUGCAGGGAAAAGUAGCAGGAAGUGGAGCGACAGUGUCGGUGGUGGCCGAAGAAGGGUUAGGUGGUGGUGGUGGUGGUGGUGGAGAGACAAGUGGGAAACGCGGCAGCGAGCUUACGACGGCAGAGAGACAGGAGACUCACAUGAAGAAAGCAAAACUGGUCAACAUGCUUGAUGAGGUGGAGCAAAGGUACAGACAGUACCACCAUCAAAUGCAGAUUGUGAUUUCCUGGUUCGAACAAGCUGCAGGAAUCGGGUCUGCUAAAACAUACUCUGCUCUGGCACUGCAGACAAUAUCGAAGCAGUUCCGGUGCCUCAAAGAUGCAAUCACGAGUCAAAUACGAACAGCUAGUAAGAGCUUGGGGGAAGAAGAUUGCUUUGGAGGAGGGAAGAGUGAGGGUUCAAGGCUCAAAUUUGUGGAUCAUCAUAUUCGCCAACAAAGAGCUUUGCAACAGUUGGGAAUGAUCCAACAUAAUGCUUGGAGACCCCAGAGAGGACUGCCUGAGAGAUCUGUUUCCGUUCUUCGUGCCUGGCUUUUCGAACACUUCCUACACCCUUACCCCAAGGACUCGGACAAAAUCAUGCUCGCAAAACAAACAGGACUUACUAGGAGUCAGGUCUCAAAUUGGUUCAUAAAUGCUCGUGUUCGCCUCUGGAAGCCAAUGGUGGAGGAAAUGUACUUACAGGAAACUAAGGAACAAGACCAGAAUGGAUCUGAGGAUAAAACAAGUAAACCCGAAAAAGGUGAAGAUUCAUCCCCGCAGAAGUCCAAUCCUCAGCAACAGAAAAGCCUUGUGAAAGAGAACGAGAACAGGAACUUCAAUUCAAACCCCGAGAACCCUACAAACCAGAACACAACCCCUCCAUCUAUUACCAUUUCCACAGCUUCGACAUCCCCCACUUUUCGAACCCAUCCCGGGUUUAGCCUUAUUGGAUCACCGGGUGUGGAAAGCUUCACCCAUGGAAGUCCAAAGAAACAGAAGAGCUUCGAAAUUUUACAAUCCCCUAUUAAUGAGCAACUGUUUAUGAGAUUUGGUAAUGAGAGGCAGAAUAGAGAUGAUGGAGGGUUCACGUUGACCGGGACCCCUACUAAUUUCAUAGGAGGAUUUGGGUCCUACUCCAUCGGUGAAAUGGGUAGGUUCAGUGCUGAGCAAUUCCCAACAACGUAUGCAGGGAAUGGAGUUUCUCUUACUCUUGGCCUCCCACACUGCGAAAACCUAUCUAUGUCUAGAACCCAUCAAAGUUUUCUCCCAAACCAAAGCAUCCAACUUGGAAGAACUGUAGAAAUACGUGAACCGGAUGAGUUUGGUUCUUUUAGCACUCCAACUUCUUCUCACUCCACAGCAGCUUACGAGAAUAUCAACAUACAGAGUCGUAAAAUUUUUGCAGCGCAGUUGUUGCCCGACUUUGUCACCUGAUGAAGAAAGAGGAAAAGAUGACAGGUAAUACUAAGAAUUUAAGGUCCCUUUCACUAUUUCUUCCUUUAUAACCUUGGAGGAAGAAAAUUUACGUAGUAUAUAGGCCAACACUUCUAAAGAGAACCAUAGAGUUCUUAUAAAUAGCUCAGAAGUUGAGAGUAUAUAUUGAGGAUUGUAUAUUAUUUUCGCUACUAUUCCAGAAUACCUAGAUUGAUUUAUGUUGUGAUGGAUAUCAAAAUAAGUUAGUAUGGGGGUGGGUAUAGAAAUGAAUAUUGAUUUUAAGAAAA
Rhododendron vialii is the source of this 3312-nucleotide messenger RNA. Its product is annotated as BEL1-like homeodomain protein 1. Gene Ontology annotation, biological process: regulation of transcription by RNA polymerase II. The transcript is spliced from 5 exons. The record is from RefSeq and is a predicted model, not a curated record. The coding region runs from base 959 to 3025 and encodes 688 amino acids. Gene Ontology annotation, molecular function: DNA-binding transcription factor activity, RNA polymerase II-specific; RNA polymerase II cis-regulatory region sequence-specific DNA binding. Lineage: Eukaryota; Viridiplantae; Streptophyta; Magnoliopsida; Ericales; Ericaceae.